Chlorella variabilis is the source of this 645-nucleotide messenger RNA. RefSeq lists its product as hypothetical. Gene Ontology annotation, biological process: rRNA methylation. The record is from RefSeq and is a predicted model, not a curated record. Lineage: Eukaryota; Viridiplantae; Chlorophyta; Trebouxiophyceae; Chlorellales; Chlorellaceae. The coding region runs from base 1 to 645 and encodes 214 amino acids. Gene Ontology annotation, molecular function: rRNA (adenine-N6-)-methyltransferase activity; nucleic acid binding. The transcript is spliced from 8 exons.
AUGAAGCUCAAAGAGCUCGAAUCGCUGAUGCAGGACAUAGCGCCCUUUGAAGACCCCAAAAUAGAGCUGGAGCAGUACCCCACUGGGCCUCACAUAGCUGCGCGAAUGCUGUACACGGUAGCCAACAGCUACGACGAGUUUGAAGGGCAGACCGUGAUUGACCUGGGCUGCGGCACGGCGAUGCUCAGCAUAGGGGCCGCCAUGCUGGGGGCGCUGCACGUGGUGGGGGUGGAUGUGGACGGCGAUGCGCUGCGUGUGGCGCAGCAGAAUGCGGAGGAAUACGAAGAACCGCUGCCGAUAGACUUUGUGCGGUGCGAUGUGGGGCAGGUGGCGCUGCAGCGGCGCCUUCGAGCCGACACUGUCGUCAUGAACCCGCCCUUUGGCACCCGGCGAAAAGGCGCAGACGCGGAGUUCCUGCGCGCCGCCUUCCAGCUGUCUCGCAACAGCGUCUACUCCCUGCACAAGAGCAGCACGCGAGAGUACAUCCAGCGGCUGGCGGAGCGGGAGCUGCGGGCGGCGUCAGCGGAGGUGCUGGCGCAACUUAGAUACGACCUGCCAGCCAGCUACAAGUUUCACAAGCAGAAGAGCCGCGACAUCGAGGUGGAUCUGUGGCGGUUUGAGGUGCCGCCCCAGACCGACAGCUAG